CAGGAAAUGACGUCAUGUUGUUAUUAUUCCAGGAAGAAGACUCGGGAAAGCCCUGAACUGCGUCAACAGUAUUUCUAUGAUACAGUUGGAUGUUAGCUGAUGUUUGAGAUGUCCACAAGCCACUGCUGAACGAUUUUAUGGCGUUGUUCCUGGACGGGACCCUACUGAGCAGAACCAUGGACACAUCAAACUUUGCCCACGUCAUCUUCCAGAACGUGGGGAAGAGUUACCUGCCCCACGCUGCGCUCGAGUGUCACUAUACCCUGACGCAGUUCCUCAAGCCAAAUCCAAAGGACUGGGUCGGGAUAUUUAAGGUUGGUUGGAGCACGGCGAGGGAUUAUUACACAUUCUUGUGGUCGCCUCUCCCUGAGAACUACGUGGAAGGCAAGCCAGUCAACCGAGUCGUGGUCUUUCAGGGUUACUACGUGCCCAACGACGACGGCGAGUUCUACCAGUUUUGUUACGUGACCCACAAAGGGGAGAUCCGGGGGGCCAGCACUCCUUUCCAGUUCCGCGCAAACAGCCCUUCAGAGGACGAGCUGUUGACGGUGGAGGAUGAAUGCAACUCUGACAUGCUGGUGGUCACCACCAAGGCGGGCCUGCUCGAGCAAAAAGUGGAAGAAGCUCAGAGGGAGAAAGACGAGCUCCUCAAAAACAUGGCGCUGAUUCAGCAGGAGAAGGAGCAGCUGGAGGCCGAGAGAGACGGACUGCAGAAGGAGUUUGAGCAAGAGAAGGAGACCUGCGCCCAGCUGAGGAGAGAGAUCCAAGAGGGGCUGCACUCCUCUCAGGCCCUCCAGGAGGAGAAGGAGGAGGUCAAGAGGAGGCUCGAGGAGGCCACGGCCAGGAUCGUGCAGCUGGAGGAGGAUCUGAUCGGAGUCACGCAGAAGGGCCUUCAAAAGGAAACCGAGCUGGACGGGCUUAAAGAUCGUUUGAAGAAAGUGGCUGUUGAGAAAGAGGCUCUUGAGUGUCACCUGAAGAACGAGAAAGACGAGAAGGAGCUCUACAAGAUUCACCUGAAGAACCGGGAGCUGGAAAACACUAAGCUGAGUGCGGAGCUGCAGAUGCUGAAGUCAGUGGACGUAAACAAGGAAAACACCAUUGCCCAGUUCAAAGAGGAGGUGGGGCGCCUGCAGACAUGCCUGACAGAAAAGGAGAAACAGUACAAAGAGGUCCUGGCCAAAGUUUAUCCUCUGGGUGACAUGAAGGCUCUGAAGGAGCAGCUUCGGCAGAAAGAGGAGCAGCUCCAGGCCAACCAGCAGCAGCUGACUCUGCUGGCCGCCGAGCUGAGGGAUGCCUCCAGCACGCGAGACCGCACCAUGUCGGACCUGUACCACAUGAAGGUGGAGGCGGACGCUCUUCGCCAGGCCAAGGCCGAAGCUCAGGCCCAGUGCGUCCGCCUGGAGCUCAUGGUGGAGCAGAUGAAGGCCGUCACCAAACAGGAAGUGACCAAAUCAGAGGAGGAGGCGUGCACGGACCCGGCCGUCGUGGCCGAGCUGCAGAGGGAGGUGGAGGACCUGAAGCUGCGGCUGCUCAUGGCCGCAGAUCACUACAAGGAGAAGUACAAGGAAUGCCAGCGCCUGCAGAAACAAGUGUUCAAGCUGUCUGAGCAGCAGGGGGAGGUGAAGAAAAGCACAGCACAGGAGGCCGCCGCAGUCCCUGCAUCAGGGAGUCCAGACACAUCAGUGCCAGGCAGCCCCGGUUCUGCCGAUCCCAUGUUGGAGGCCAUCAUCCAGGAGAAGCUCAAAGGCAUCAGCAGGGAGGCCACAGACAGAAAUGACAGAUACAGGAAAUGCAGGCAGAUGCUGAUGGAAGAAAAGGAGCGCAGCAGCACGCUGGCCGACGAGCUGGCCAAGACGGAGCUGAAACUGAAGGAGCAGCUGAAGACCAACGAGAGCCUGAAGCUGCACCUGGCUGCCGCAGAGGACCGCUACAAGAGUCAAGUAGCUGAGAAGGGCCGGGAGCUGAAGGAGCUGAGGGACACGUUCACACUCGUCAUGAAGGAGAAGGAGAAACUGGAGGGGGAGAUUCAGAAGAGUAGCGGUAAGAAGGGCGACCAGGGUGCCAGUGAGAAGAGCAGUUUGGAGAACCUCCAGACCAGCGUGCCUUUAAUACUCCAGUACCCUGUCCCUUACGCCCCCGAUACCCCCACCCCCCUGCUGGUCUCCCAGAGCCCAAGCAAGCUCCACUUCGGGAACCCGUACUCCAUCUCAGACUCAAAAGACGAGACGGAGGAGGAGUUCUCGGAUAAUCAGCCUCUCAAGCUGCCCCCCGUGGGCCCGCCCUCCUGGGACAGCAACGUGGUCUGCAUCCAACCCGCCCGCAACCUCAGCCGGCCAGAAGGACACGAGGAGGCCGAGGAGAACAACAACGUCAACAGCGACGAACAGCCCCUGGGAACAGAGACGCGCAGCGCGUUCGUCAACGACGGACAAACCCCUUUCUGCUUCGACUCCAGCAUGGACAUGAAGCGGUGUCCGCUCUGCGAGGUCAUCUUCCCGCCCAACUACGACCAGAGCAAGUUCGAGGAGCACGUCGAGAGCCACUGGAAGAUCUGCCCCAUGUGCAGCGAGCAGUUCCCGCUGGACUGCGACCAGAAGGUGUUCGAGAACCACGUGCUCACUCACUUCGACGGCCACACGCUCAACUUCGACUGAAGCGGCGGAGGGAGGGGGGGGGGGGGGAGGCCGAUCCAGCCCGCCGCCGCCGCCGCCGCCGGCUGAAAAAGAAUCACUUUAAACUCUCUUUGUGCAUGUAGUGGUGUACGGCUCCUCUCUGUAGAGCUCUUCUGACUUCUUUGCUUUCGUUAACUCAAGAGAUCCGCUCGGUGGUGAUGUCUAAACAUUAUUAUUUAGCGUGGAUCACGGGGCUUUUAAAUCAGUUUGCGAAUCGAACUUUUCGUUUAUAGUUUAAAUGUUUCCCUUAUUUUAGGACUUGGAAAGAGAAGACUGUUUUUAACCCUAUGAUUCUUAUUAUUGGUUUUCACAGAUCUGUAACGCAGCAGGAUGUAACGAGUCAGGGAAAAA
This is a messenger RNA of Fundulus heteroclitus (mummichog), 3023 nucleotides long. RefSeq names its product Tax1 (human T-cell leukemia virus type I) binding protein 1b (gene tax1bp1b). NCBI's taxonomy places the organism in Eukaryota, Metazoa, Chordata, Actinopteri, Cyprinodontiformes, Fundulidae. The coding region runs from base 138 to 2654 and encodes 838 amino acids. The record is from RefSeq and is a predicted model, not a curated record. The transcript is spliced from 18 exons.